Messenger RNA from Cercospora beticola, 1202 nucleotides. RefSeq names its product DNA-directed RNA polymerase I subunit RPA43 (gene RPA43). Lineage: Eukaryota; Fungi; Ascomycota; Dothideomycetes; Mycosphaerellales; Mycosphaerellaceae. The record is from RefSeq and is a predicted model, not a curated record. Gene Ontology annotation, biological process: DNA-templated transcription initiation. Gene Ontology annotation, cellular component: RNA polymerase I complex.
UCCGAGUCGCAGGGUCGGAGCACAGCUUCGUCAAAUUUGUAGCCCAACUUUCACAUGCGACCAGCAUCAUCAUAGCCGCCAUGGCCAAAAAUGAACGCACAGCAGAGGAAGCUGCGGCGAAAGCUGCGCGAAAAGCAGAAAAAGCCAGCAAGAAGGCGGGAAAGCAGGUUGUGACAGCGAAAAGCCUGGACGACAACCUCGACGAACACAGUCCGAUCCAACGCAUCACGGCGACUCUCUACAUCCCAUUAUCGCCAGUCGUCAACAACUACCCAAUCGAAGGCGUAUGCGCCGAACACUUCUCACCCCUCUAUCUCCAAUACUACCCACCCUUCGACGGCGUGGUCCUCUCCUACGAGAAUGUGCGACUAUCAGAAAAUCCCGAAGAAGGUCUGCGCGAAGAUGGCCCAUCCACAGUCCUUGCGCGGAGCAUCAACGAAUACGGCGUUGAGUUCGUCUGGGUUACCGCAGAUUUUCUGGUCUUCCGACCUGCGCCGAAUACAUAUCUCAAGGCGGAAGUGAAUUUGCAGAAUGAGAGCAUUCUGGGUUUGCUAUACUUGAAUUAUUUCACGGUUUCGAUACCUAAGGAGAACCUGCCGGAGGACUGGAAGUGGGAUGGAAGUCAAUGGGUUGAUGCGCAGGGAGAAGUGGUGAAAGAGGCGGUGUGUAAGGUGGUGGAUUUUGAGCCUUCUGGCGAGGGAAGCAUUUCGAUUACUGGGACACUGGUAGGACUAUGAUUGAUCGACAACGACGAACGCAAAUGCAUCGAAUGCUAGGCGUACAUGACAAACGGCUAAGUUGACUGGCGAACGACAACGUGGCCUGCAACUAUAUGCCGUCGGGAACCAGUUCCUCGGAGCAAGUAAAGGAAAUGGUUCUUUUGACUGUGCUCAAGAGGUCUCCUUCACCAGCAACGCUCAUCAGGACGGCAAUCGGCGUCGCCAUUCAGCACUACAUCUUCUGGAGAGGGCUGAAUUUCGGGCAACAGCCAGGAGUGCUCUACGUGGUGCAGAGGCUUCUAAGUGAGGCAUUCAUCGGCUACAAGGGUCCAAAAGCUGAUAUUUGCUUUGGCUAAAUCUGGAUUGGACAUCCACAGGAUAUCUGGUACGACGCAACGUCCUGUACAUGCCAUCGAGGUGUGCGGGCUCGAGUCUGGCCUCUAGCAUGAAUUGAACAGAUCCGCGGACGUGGUGUGAUUUGUG